This is a messenger RNA of Desarmillaria tabescens, 726 nucleotides long. RefSeq lists its product as uncharacterized. The record is from RefSeq and is a predicted model, not a curated record. Lineage: Eukaryota; Fungi; Basidiomycota; Agaricomycetes; Agaricales; Physalacriaceae. The transcript is spliced from 6 exons. The coding region runs from base 1 to 726 and encodes 241 amino acids.
AUGGUGACGAAGGUGAUAGACAUACGGGAUCCAGAAGAGCAGAGAGAAUGCAAUAUCAUCAAUGCUGCAUCUAUCAAACAAGACAAGGACACAGGGGUGUGGAGGAUCUUGCGUCAAAAUGCGAAGGAUGGGACUAUCGAGGAGAUGGUCUUCACGAUCACGGGCGCCAUAUUCGCAAUGGAUAUACCACCUGUAAUGAAGGAGACAAGAGAUGACGAACCACUAUUUCAGACCCAAAAACAGUUUGAACAAAGAGGAAGGAAACCUAUUGCAGCCAAUGUCGACCCAGCGGGUGUACUCACCAAGAUAGUGCAGCGGAAGUUGAUCCACACCGAAGAAAACAUCAUGUGCUACUUCAGAGAAGGGAGGGAAGAAAAGAUACAUGAUGGUAAAGCCACAGACAUUCUGGUGAGUGAUACAGAUGAAGGUAUCAAGGACAACGUACUGAUCAGACUUAUCCACAGAAAGCCAAUUUGGACAGGAGAAAUGUGGAGAGUAUGCCGGCUCCAGCUCAUGCGGAUGAAGAGGAAGAUAGGUUUUGAGGAAGAUGAAGAUGAGGAUGAAUACGCGGAACGACGCAAAGAGAAAUUGACAUUAAGAAAGGCAACAAACAGGGGAAACAAACAAAAAAACAACAGAAGCUGCCAGCAACACAAAGAAGCAGCGAUGAAACAGAGCUGUCGGGAGAAAGAGGAUGAAGCCGGGAGAAAAAGGGUGCACGAAUAG